This is a messenger RNA of Lonchura striata (white-rumped munia), 288 nucleotides long. The record is from RefSeq and is a predicted model, not a curated record. Lineage: Eukaryota; Metazoa; Chordata; Aves; Passeriformes; Estrildidae.
AUGAACCCGCACCUCCGCCUCCUCCUCCUCCUCCUGGCCGUCGCCGCUCUAUGCCAAGGUGCGCCGCUGGCCGGGGAGCUGCGCUGCCGCUGCGUGCGGACCGUGUCCGAGGUGAUCCCGCCGCGGCGCCUGGCGCGCCUGGAGUUCCUCGCCGAGGGACCGCACUGCGCCGUGCCCGAGGUCAUAGCCACGAUGAAGCAGGGACAGCUGAUCUGCCUGGACCCCGCCGCACCCUGGGUCAAGCUCCUGGUCACCAGGAUCCUCCGCAGUUCAUCCAACAAGCUCUGA